Messenger RNA from Aphanomyces astaci, 3244 nucleotides. RefSeq lists its product as hypothetical. The record is from RefSeq and is a predicted model, not a curated record. NCBI's taxonomy places the organism in Eukaryota, Oomycota, Saprolegniomycetes, Saprolegniales, Verrucalvaceae. Bases 9 to 3053 code for a protein of 1014 amino acids. The transcript has 14 exons.
ACAAGAUCAUGGACACCAAGGCCGUCGACGGCGAUGCGACCAAGGUAUUGCAGCGCGCUUCAAAGCAAGUUCAGACUGCCACGACGAAGAAGCAUGCGCUUACUCGAACCGAAGUGUUCAACCUGUUGCAAGAAUGCUUCGCACCAGAAGCCACGACGCCUUGCAAAAUCCUUGGGUUUCGCUUGGCGGGGUUGGCUCCUUCCUGUAUCACGACAGAAGUGUGGCAACUUAUCCUGGACGCGGCGGUGAAGGAGCUUGCGGGAGCGGCUGCACAGGGUGCCGCCCCCGUGUUGGUGCAUUCGAUUCCCGUGUUCGACGUGCUGCCACUCACGCUGACGUUGGGUUUCCUUCAGCAGCAAGAGAUGGAACCCCUCAAGAAGAUCCAAGCCUGUGUCAACCACGAGUCCAUCGACGUACGGUGCGUGGCGCUGGCCACGUUCAGCCGCGUGAGCAUCCUCUGCACCAAAGUUCUGUUUGCUCGUGGCUUAACUCGGUUCCCUUUCGACUCGAACGAAGCGCGGAUCGUUGCCCAGCAAGACGUUACGUCCAUCCUCAUCGACAUUUGGAAACUCAACCUCCAAGCCGCCGAAGCGGAAGCGCCAGAAGUCGCGGCGGUGGCCUUCUCGAACCUGGCGCAUCUGUUUGGUCGCAGUCAUGCCAUCCGCAGUCUGUCCAGCCAGCACCCGCGACGACAAGAAGGUGGACUAGACGAACUCGUUUCGUGGCUGUUUGAUCAAGCAUACCCUCGCUUUGGCAUGUUCAAAGCCAAUGCGCAGUUACUCCCAAUGAACUCGCAGCUGCACGCGAUGAAGUGGUUGAGUAUGGUCGCGUACAUGUUGAUGCAAAAGAGCGGCGCGUGCACUCCUGGCAUCGCCAUUGCCAUCGUGGAGCUGGACGCAACAGCAGCUGUGGACGACAACAAGGGCACGGUUAGAGUGCGUGCAGAUUUGGUCGCCGCCGAUCUCGUCGAGUCGUGGUGCCUCCCAGCUUAUGUGAACGCGUCGCUGACCCAAGCGUAUCCAAUCUGCGAAGCCAUUGCCAUUGUCAUGCAGCAUCCAUUGCAAACGUACAACCGAUUGCAAUGGUCGUCGGUGCUCGUGUCCCGACUCACGGCCAUCAUUCGCUCGUCCACGAUGACACGGCAACGUCACGACGUGAUCCGCGUCCAGGUGCUUCUCUUGGACUGGACCAACACUUUGGACUUCACCAAUGUCGUGGGACCGGCCCUCGACUCGAUCGCCGGGCUCGAAAACCCAACCACCCGUCUCGGUUUAUUGUACGACCUGUGGCAUGCCAUGGUCGCUCGAGUUUGCCGCAAACGGCAGUUUGCCCUCCUCGACUCUAUCUGCGCGAGCUCGUACUUUCACGGACUUCCUUUGGGCCAGGUCAAAGGCAAGUCGAGCCAAGCGUACGAGAUUUUUCGGGCGCUGGUCGAAGCCCUGCUCUUUUGCAGCCACCCGAAUCACCCCCAAGCCCGCCUCGUCGUGCUUCAGCAGUUUGUGGCGGUCCUCGCCAACAAAUCCACGACGGACCUCCGCACGGCCACGCUGGUCUUGUUCACGGCGCUCCUGACGCAGCUGUGUCAAGAUAGCAGCCCCGCGCCGCCAGUGCUGGACUUUCUAAGCAACGUCGUGCUUCCGUUGGCCCCCAAGGUGCCGUCGCCCAACGUUCGUGUGCAAUUGUAUUGGCUUGGGCUCAAGUUUGCGCCCAACCAUACCGGUGGCGGCGGUCAUAGCCAUACGAUCAUGGCGUGGGUCGAAGUCGAGUUGUUAGCUCUCCAAACGUCCAAGGACGGAGCGGGGCUGCCGUCAUCGACCACGUACAACGACGGGGUGCUGGGGGGCGGGGACGAGAACGUCCACACGGUAGACGUGCAUGUCCUUGGUCGGUUCUACGCCCUCCUCCAGUGUCUCCGCUGCCUCUUGGCCAAGGACGCGUCGCUCAAGCAGCGCGCGGUGCAAAUCCUUGCGCAAGUCCGCGUCCGCAACAGUAUUCACCGCGUCAUCUCCGACACCGUUGUCCAAACCAUCGAAGACAUGACGGGCAUGGGGUCCCGGGGUCACGUGUUGUCGUUGGAGCUCGCGUCGGCGUUCGUGUUGCCAGAGUUGUUUUCCCCAGCGUCGCUCUUCCCUUGCCGGUCGUCCGGGUUGGCUGCGACAACGGGGCCUGUCGUCGCCCAGUGGACAGAGGAGGUGGAGACAGUCGUGACAGGGUCGUGCGACCCACUGUGUCUCAAGAUUUCGUACCGGGAGCCGGAAGAUUAUCCGGAGGACAUUGCGUUGUGCGUGACGUGCUGCAACGUGAGCAACGUGUCGUGGAGCGACUUUUCGAUUGGCGUGGGUGUGACGGGCCCCGUGACGCUCGUGGACACGUCCAACAACAUGCAUAUCCGUGUGACGGGCGAAGUGAAACCCCAUGGCAUGUUCAAGUCGGAGAAGCUAUUUCGAUUUAGUCGGUUCAGUCGCGCGCGGUUCUACUUUCGAGUCGAGUUAGAAUCUGUAACCUCCUCCCCGGAGGUUCCUGCGACGGUGAUGGGGCUCACGAACCCGUAUCACAUGCCAUUUGACGCGUUGUUUCACCUGCCCGACUCGACCCUGUGGACGGCCGCGUACUUCCAGAUGGCGUGGCAAACAGCGGAAACCAACAAGGUGUACAAGAUCCAAGCGAAAGCAACCAAGAGCGUCACGCCUCACCACCGCCACGCCAAAGUCGCGUAUGUCGCCGACGUGAGCGUGGCCACCGAUUGGUUUGUCCAAAUGGCGUUUUUAACGUGGACCAAAUGGAACGAGUGCGUGUGCGCAACCAUUUCCGUCGCCCGGGACGACGCCGCCAACUUGUGGCAUGGUACGAUGGAGGUGCGGUCGACCGAUGGCGUCCUCAUGGAGGUGGCCAAAGCCCCUCGGGACUUCCUGGGCGUGCUGGUCAAGUCCACGUUCGAUUUGACCGAAGACAUCGUCGUGGAGCGGCCCGCGGCGUGUGUGAGCCCUCGCCACCGUACGUAUGGUUUGAGUUGGACUAUUAUUGCGUCGGUGACAGCAUAUGUGACGAGGUAAUUGUGUAGAAAUCGUCAAACGGGCGGUGAGUGUGGACGUGAUGGCGAAAGAGAGCGCGGUGACGACGCCCACCGUGACGCGCCGCGCCCUCAUGAGUUUUUUUGGGGGGAAAUAGUAGCGUUCGCGUUUUAUAAGUAAUAUACGUCUAGGUACAUAUUGAGUCACGCCGUUCUGAUUGGUUGAAUAUACUU